This is a messenger RNA of Phyllotreta striolata, 2124 nucleotides long. The record is from the annotation of a GenBank genome assembly. NCBI's taxonomy places the organism in Eukaryota, Metazoa, Arthropoda, Insecta, Coleoptera, Chrysomelidae.
CCGACGGCGAACGAGCGUCGCGACGCGUCCCGCUGCUCCCGUUUCUCGGUCCAGAUACUCCGGAUCGCUCCAGACUCUCCGGAAUCGCCGGACGCCGAUCCAGGGGGUGGCCGAUGGGGACACAGCCGCAGGCCGAAGGGGUGUGUGCGUGCGUGUACGCGUAUUCCGAUUAUCCUGCGUGUCCUUGCGGGACGUGGCCCGUCGAAAUGGUCCAUCGAAAACGAAUAAGGAUCGGAGGGUUUUGAUUUUUUUUCGGGAAAAAAUACGAUGUGUUUGUUGGGCUUUUGCGGGAUUUUCGGGGCGAUCGUGUUCGUGAGGACUUGUUGCUGAGGAAAUAUCCUUUUGUGAAAUGUCUUGGGAAUCUCUCAAUUCGCAGCAUCACGAAUACCUCAGUAACUUCAAUAUCGGCCAUCAGUUAUCGGCCACGCGGUUGCUCUCGUCCCCGGACGGUUCCCGUCACCAUCUCGAAGGGCUCGAGCAAGUAUGGCCUUGGACCAAUUCGUACUCCAGCCUUCAUCGCGACACCUACACCGAGGUGCGGACGCCGCGACCGCCGAGGUUCACGUGGGGCUGCUUCCAGGCCUGCAGGGCCCGCAUCCAUCACAGCAUCGCCAAAAGAAAGGUGGACCAAGGACUUCGUCUGUACAACCAACACAAGCAACAGCAGGCCGUGCGAAAAUGGAAAUCCGCCCUGAAGGCUAUCCAGAAGAGGGAGGAUAAAUUCAGCCUGCUCGGCUAUCUCUAUCUGGCUUACAUGGAUUGGGGCAAAUACAGGGACGCCUUGGAGUACGCUCACCGGCAACUUUUCAUCUCCGAAGAACUGGACAGUCCCAACAUGAGAGCGGAGUCCUACCUGAAUUUAGCCCGGGCUCACCAACGACUCGGCGGCCUCGAAAGGGCAUUGGCGUACGCCAGACAUUCUUUGUACAACGAAUGCGAGCAGCACGCCACUGCCGGGCACGUGCACCUCACCGUAGGCUCGGUAUACCUGGAAUUGGCAGGCUUCAACAAAGCCUUGGAUAGCUUCCAGCACGCCCAUCGGAUAGCCCAAGCCGUACACGAUGCUGCACUGGAAUUGCAGGUUUACGUGGGUCUAUCGGAAUUGUUCAGUCGUUUGCAGGACGCCGAUAAGAGCGCUAGAUACGCUUCGAAAGCGUACGAUUUGUCAAGAUCGUUGCAAUUGGGCGAUUUGAAUUCCAGGCAUCACAGGGCGGCUCUCCUGCAAAUGGCUUCGGCGCUGCGAAAACAAGGCGAACUCGGCGACGCCCACGAUUAUUGUUCAGAAGCUACUAGAUUGGCGUUGGCGUCCGGCGAUCAAGCGACAUACGCCCGGAGCAUACGAAUCAUGGGCGACAUUUACAGGAAAAAGUCUGAUAUUAACAAAGCCUUUCGCCAGUACGAAACGGCGAUGGGUUCGGCCGCCGCGAUGGGGGACCGGGUCAUCCAAAUGGAGUCGAUGGACGGCGCCGCUCGAUGCCUCGAAGCGCUGCGAUUGCAGCGGAAAAUCUGCAAUUGCAGACCGUUGGAGUUCAAUACGAGGCUAUUGGAGGUGGCCAGUUCGGUGGGCGCUAAGUUGCUGGUGAGGAAGGUGCGCCUCAGGCUGGCGCGCAUCUACCAAGCGCUGGGCGACGAGGACCAGAAGGUGCAUCACGAGAGAUUGGCGAUGAGGCUGCAGGAGGAUUUGGAUUUGCAAUGCGGCGGUUGCGGGUCGCCCUACGGGCUCGAAAGCGAUUCGCUCGAGGCCCUGCCCUGCGCUCAUAUCCUUCACGCUAGAUGUGCCUACGAAUUGUUCAAGAGGAACAAGAAAAAGAAACGUUCCUGUCCGGAUUGCGACCGAACGAGUUCGAGAUUGUAUUUGAACUGCAACGACUACAAUAACAUGACGUAUAGUCCCGUUCCGUUGUCGAUUUGUUCAUCGGACAGCCUCUGUACGUCCCAUCAAGCCAUCAGUUCGGUCUGAUUUGACGAGGAUUGUAUAGCACGGUCUUACUUGCUGGUCUGGAAACUCGUCUUAUUUUUUGUGGUAGAGGGGUGCCGCGGGUAUUGUGACUUUGGUCGAGAGUCACAUCAACAGAGAUCAUCCCCCCUCCACGGGAGUUCCCUGACCUGUUACAUACGACCAGG